AUGCGUAACGACUCGGUGAUGUUUCCGUAUAUACCCGACAACGAGCUUCAAUAUCCGGUUAAACUAAGCGUAGAGGAUAUCCUCGCUGUACAAAAUCUGUACGGAUCUCACGACGACGGAGAUCGGCCCGCGAUUCCCGCGACCACCGCGGCGCCCGCUACCACCGUAGCGCCGACGACCGGCGUCGCGCCGACCGAUCCGUUGCGCGCGGAUCUUUGCGCUUUACGGCGCCUAGACGCGGCCUUAAUAAUGAAUCGACGUUUAUACGUAUCUAAUCGACGCAACGUAUGGUCGAUCGAUCUAACCGAGAAACGCUACGGUAGACCCAUGACGCUAACGGAAUACGCGACGUUUCUUCCGAACAACUUCACGCGUCUAUCCGCCGCGUAUCAAAGACCCUCGGGCGAUCUCGCUCUAUUCGCGAACGACGCGAUCUAUCUCGCGGAAUAUCCCAGUUUUAAAUUGAAAUCUAAUUGGCCUAGAUCCCUUCACAGUAUCGGAUUUCCUCGAAACGCUAAGAUUAACGCCGCGAUAAACACGCACUCGGGACGAACCUACGCUAUCUACGACGACGACAAAGUAGCGGAGAUCGACGAAUGCCGCAUGCUGGUCGUUAAACACGCUCCGUUAAAAGAUAUAUUUUCCGGAAUACUAUCCGCGAUAACUUCGGCCUUUCGAUACAUCGAUGAACAUCGUUACUUCGGCGGGUCCCUUCGACCUGCGCGUUCUCGAUAUAGAGUGCCCCACGGACGAACUAUUACGACAAUUACGGGAUCUCCUCAGUCGCGUCUAUCGCCUCGACGACUCGAUCGAGAACACGAGGACGACGAAAGCGACUUCCCGUAA
Cataglyphis hispanica is the source of this 846-nucleotide messenger RNA. Its product is annotated as stromelysin-2-like. The transcript has 2 exons. NCBI's taxonomy places the organism in Eukaryota, Metazoa, Arthropoda, Insecta, Hymenoptera, Formicidae. Bases 1 to 846 code for a protein of 281 amino acids. The record is from RefSeq and is a predicted model, not a curated record.